UUGUACCUUGUAGGAUAUUCUGGGACAUAUACUACUGGCUGGAGAACCUCAACCUGUGGCUGGCGGCCUUCCUGGAGCUCAUAUACAUGGUGGUGCGGAGCACCGAGUACGUCGAGAUAUUCCUGUCCAUGCCGUGCCUGUGUAACCUGCUUUUAGCAAUAUUCAAGUCGUACAAAAUGGUGGUCUACCGGCCAGUGUUCAACAACCUUGUGUGGGAGCUCAGAUCUAUGUGGCCUCAGGGAACAGUCACCGAAGAAGAGGGCAUUAUAGUAAGCAGGACACUGCGGAGUCUCAACAUGGUCGUUAAAGGCUACUAUUGGUGCAACAUCCUCCUAGUGUUGAUCUUCCUGUCUCCCUCCUUCGUGGCCCUGGGAUAUCGAGCUGCAGGACACGACACAUCUCUCAUCCUGCCGUACUGGUACUGGUACCCCUUCGAUCCUUACGAAGGCGGUGCGGGGUAUGCGUUUGCUUUGGCCUUUGAGGAUUUCCAUGGUUGUAGUGCCAUUGGCUUCAUGGUAAUGGGAGACUUGCUGUUCUGCAUUUUCUUGAGCCACAUUUCGAUCCAGUUCGAUCUGCUUGCAAUUCGUAUACAGAAACUCGUACCGAAGGUUGAACCUAAACAUCACUUGAGUGCAUUUACCACUGAGCAAAUGCGCAGUGAAAACUGUGAUACCCCGGAAUGGGAGAAAAAUCUUCUAAAAGAGUUGGCCGCCAUCAUUGAGAGACAUCAGGCCCUGAUUAGACUUACGGGUGACGUGGAAGAAAUGUUCAGCGGAGCCCUGCUCCUCAACUUCCUCAACAGCUCCAUGAUCUUCUGUUUCUGUGGGUUCUGUUCCGUCAUAGUAGAAAAAUGGAACGAGUUUAGCUACAAAUCGUUUCUCAUCACAGCGCUCGCGCAGACCUACCUCCUGUGCGCUCAUGGACAGAAAAUAAUCGACUCUAGUAGAGGAAUAAACGUAGCACUGUACAACUGCCUCUGGUACAACGCGUCUAAGAAAGUCAAGAGUUCGGUCCUUAUUGCGAUGCACAGGUCCCAAAAAGAAAUCCAUGUCACGACCUACGGAUUCUCCGUCAUCAAUAUGGCGAGCUACGCCACGAUUCUCAAGACGGCCUGGUCAUAUUUGUCGCUUCUUUUAAAUGUUUAUAAAUAA
Messenger RNA from Cydia amplana, 1151 nucleotides. RefSeq names its product putative odorant receptor 85d. The record is from RefSeq and is a predicted model, not a curated record. NCBI's taxonomy places the organism in Eukaryota, Metazoa, Arthropoda, Insecta, Lepidoptera, Tortricidae. The transcript has 10 exons. Gene Ontology annotation, molecular function: olfactory receptor activity; odorant binding. Gene Ontology annotation, cellular component: plasma membrane. Gene Ontology annotation, biological process: sensory perception of smell; detection of chemical stimulus involved in sensory perception of smell. The coding region runs from base 87 to 1151 and encodes 354 amino acids.